This is a messenger RNA of Cydia fagiglandana, 960 nucleotides long. RefSeq lists its product as uncharacterized. The transcript is spliced from 2 exons. The record is from RefSeq and is a predicted model, not a curated record. Bases 90 to 959 code for a protein of 289 amino acids. NCBI's taxonomy places the organism in Eukaryota, Metazoa, Arthropoda, Insecta, Lepidoptera, Tortricidae. Gene Ontology annotation, molecular function: protein binding.
GGUGCGGUGUUUGUUUUCAUAAAAUACUUUUAAACGCUAAUUAUUCCUAUUAACUUUAAAUAUAAUUGCUGACUUUAAGUGCUAUUAACAUGAAUGAGCCGGAGAUAGUAGAUGAACGGCCCGACCGGGUCUUAACAAAACAGCUCGUGAAACCGGGCGACUACAACGUUGUGCCGUACGAAGACGCGCGCUGCAAGGUCCGGCUCAGCGACGUUACCUGCACCAACGCGGCUGGAGACUGCGAAAUAGAGCCCGAGAGUCGGGUGUUCAAUAAAAGCUUCGACGGGAUAGUUCUAAUCGGUGACUCGGACUCUUUCAUUGAUAAAGAUUUCGAGUUGAUUCUGCAGCGUAUGUGCCGCGGUGAGACUUGUACGGCUAAAAUAGUGUAUAAAGAUGCUAAAGGGGAACUCGUGAAGGAGAUAAGUUGUAAGAUAGAGUUGUUGGAAGCUAUGGAUGAGAUGCUAGUGGCAGAUUGGAGUUGGGACCGUCUCUACGAAGCGGCGCUGCACCACAAGGCGCGUGGAGUGGAGCUGGUGAAGCACAAGAGGAUCGCCGAUGCCUUCCGUCGCUUCAACAAGGCACUGAAGAUGCUUGUGGCCAUAGAGCCCAUUGAUCCGGAGAAAAUUGACGAGGCUCGGAUUAAGGAAAUGGUUGAUACCAAGAUAAAACUGCUCAACAACCUCACACACUGCCAGCUCCACUAUGAAGAGUACCAGGCAGCGUUUGACCUCUGCACCUGCACCCUCAAGUACGACAAUGACAACAUUAAAGCCCUGUACCGCCGGGCCGUAGCUAACUAUGGCCUGCAGAAGUAUGAGGAAGCUUGGAUGGACAUACAGCAAGUGCUCAAACUGGACCCUAAUGACAAAGCGGCACAGCAGAAAGCCCUGCUGAUAGAACCUAAGAUGAGGACCGUUAAUAAAGAAUAUAAAAAUGUAAUUAAGAAAAUGUUUGGAUAAA